Molecule: messenger RNA, 589 nt
Organism: Drosophila serrata
Lineage: Eukaryota; Metazoa; Arthropoda; Insecta; Diptera; Drosophilidae
Product: vesicle transport protein GOT1B
Biological process (GO): endoplasmic reticulum to Golgi vesicle-mediated transport; retrograde transport, endosome to Golgi
Cellular component (GO): endoplasmic reticulum; membrane
Source: RefSeq, a predicted model, not a curated record
CAAUGAUUGUUUAUAUUCACGAAACGUUUGAAUGAAAGGCAAUCAGCUGUUCGGGUUUCAAAAUUGAGCUGGGUGUUUACGUGGAAUUUCUACUCGAAACCAAAUAAAUAAAUCAUCAUGAUUGAGAUCACAGACCUGCAAAAAAUUGGCAUCGGCUUGGCUGGCUUCGGCAUUUCAUUUCUGUUCCUCGGCAUGCUGCUGCUGUUCGACACGGGCUUGCUCGCUAUAGGCAAUAUCCUAUUCAUAUCGGGCUUGGGCUGUGUGAUCGGCGUGGAGCGCACCCUGCGCUUUUUCUUCCAGCGGCACAAAGUCAAGGGCACGACAGCCUUCUUUGGAGGAAUAGUCUUCGUUCUGCUGGGCUUUCCCAUCAUUGGCAUGAUUAUUGAGUCCUAUGGAUUCUUUGCGCUGUUUAGCGGCUUCUUCCCGGUGGCCAUAAAUUUCCUUGGACGCGUGCCAAUUCUAGGAUCGUUUUUCAAUUUACCAUUUAUGCAACAGAUUGUCCAAAAACUUGGAGGAGAUGGCAACCGAACAACGGUGUAAAAUAUCUGUAGAACGUAUAAUAAAUUUUCAAAGACUUGUUUGUGUAAAA